UGUGGGCACUAAAACGCAUAUGAGCUCCUAAUCGUUGGCUUGGCUUAAUAGUUCUCUGGUUGAGAGGAAAGUUUUGACAUUUUAGAAUCUUUCGGUGCCUUAUUUUUGCAGACGGAAAUAGCUCGCAAAGAGCUUGAGAGGAGCAGCUAUCUCCGGGGUGUGGAUCACCAAGUACGAAUGUGGCGGGCCAUUCUGAAAAUGAUCAACGCUCAAAGCCCAUCUCCUGUGCGUCGCCACCAACAAGAGGACGUACUUGGAAGGGACGGAGGAGGGUCGUUGUCAAUGCCGUUCUCUGAAAGGGAGCUUACACCAAGGCGCGGUCGGAAGUUUGCCAGGCCGCCAGGCGUUCGCAGAGGGGAGAUCCAAGGGCCCCAAGCCCCGGAAGUCGUUCGCAAAGGGUCCAGGCGUCAGCGUCAAGGACCCCCCGGCCCGGAUGGCGUUCGUCAAGUGCAUCAGCUUCGAGGAUCCCAACAGCGCUCCACACAGCGUGUGUGGAAGCCUUAGCAGCUGAAGCAACGGCAUUGCUAUGGGGGUCAAUAAACUGCAUUGAAAUUAGCCGUCUGCUCAUUAACGACCAACCCCAGUGAGUAAUUUCUCCGACUACAUCGUUUCGACAUCGUUUUCACGUCGUUACGACGUAAGAGCGUGCAUGAAAUCGACGGCUUUUCGACAGUGAAAAGUCAAAACGACACGGACUGUCGAGAAUCCGUCGAUUUCAUGCACUCUUUUAUGUAGAAACGACGUGAAAAACAAUGUCGAAACGAUGUCGUAUGAUACAAAUUUUCAAUGGGACGCCCGAGGCCAUAACAUGCCAUGGUAGAAAUCCCGGUUGCACUCCUGCAUGCGGAACAGUCAAUAACUGAAGUCGC
Molecule: messenger RNA, 869 nt
Organism: Frankliniella occidentalis (western flower thrips)
Lineage: Eukaryota; Metazoa; Arthropoda; Insecta; Thysanoptera; Thripidae
Exons: 2
Coding region: 178-504 (108 amino acids)
Source: RefSeq, a predicted model, not a curated record